Molecule: messenger RNA, 9816 nt
Organism: Stegostoma tigrinum
Lineage: Eukaryota; Metazoa; Chordata; Chondrichthyes; Orectolobiformes; Stegostomatidae
Gene: palb2
Product: partner and localizer of BRCA2
Exons: 14
Coding region: 103-4044 (1313 amino acids)
Biological process (GO): double-strand break repair via homologous recombination
Cellular component (GO): nucleoplasm
Molecular function (GO): DNA binding; protein binding
Source: RefSeq, a predicted model, not a curated record
CCUCGCUCACUUCAGUUCGUCUGGAGUGAAGGUUCGGUGGUCUCCUUCCCUCAUUUUCACUAACAUUCGGAGGAAUAGUUAAUAGCCCUUCCUCUGGGCAUAAUGGAGCAUAGUGUGAAAAAACCCCUGAGCUGGGAAACCAGGGAGCAGCUCAAAGAAAGGCUGGCCUUGUUGAAGAAAGAAUAUGCAAAAACAGUCCAUAAGUUACAGCGUGCUCAGAAAGCUGAACGGGUGCGGAAUCAUGUUAAAAGCACCAUAAUGCACCAGAAUCAUCUGUUGGAAGAGCAGAGCAUAACUCCAUUGAAGACUGGUGAGGCCUCAUCAUUUUUGGAUGUAUGUCAGUCAAGCUCUUCUUGUCAGAGAAACCGAGUCCCAGUAGAAGAAAGCAAAGAGAAGAGAUCAGCUGUGAGUUUUAAUCUUGAACCGGAAAUCAUAGAAGUCAUCAGUAGCCCAAAUGUGGCUUUGGCAAGCACAUUUGAAAGAGUUGAAGACCCUUCAACAGAUCCCACCCUUUCCCCCGUUGUGCAAACAAUCCCCAAUGCAAAGAAAAACAGUCAAGUUCACAGUCGUCUGAAGCUGAAAAAAAGGAGGUCAUGUGAAAUGCUGAGAAAGGAAGCAGCCAGUGAGCAGAAUGAAUUUCUAGCUGCUGAUGGAAAAUCCUGUGAUAAAGAAAUAGAGGAACUGGAUUCACCUCUUUACAAAGAGCCUGUAAGAUCUUACAACUUUGACAGGGAUACAAAUGCCUCUACAUUAGAAUAUGGGGAUGUAAAGGAAAUUGUGGAGCAUAGAACAUUCCUUGAUUCUUCUCAAGGUAAAGAACAGUUUAAAUCAUUCAAAAAUGGAGUGCAGGAGGUGGAAGGCGAUUGUUUGAUCUUAUCCUUGGGCAGCACUGUGAAUGGCUCGGUUUACUGCAGUCCUGGUGAUAAGUCUAUAGGAGUGUCUGCUUGUGAAAAUAAAGCUUUCAGUUCAAGAGACCUCAACGUCCUGACGGAAGAUGCCCAACAACAGCAAGUAAUGAAAAACUGCUCUGAGGAUCUCAUUGAAGCUUCUGAGAGCAAUCUUGCAAAUAAGUCAGCAGUGUUAAAUCCAGAUUGUCUUCAGGAAAGUACUGCUGCAGCUGAAGCUUCGGAAGAGACCCCACUGAACUCUUGUACCCUUGUCGAGGGCCUUCUCUUCCCUGUUGAGUACUACGUACGAACAACUCGACGCAUGACCAACUGUCAGCGACAAGUGGAUCUGGAUGCAGUGAUUCACAGCCACUUGGGAAAAUGCAGAAAUGGUGGUAGGGGAAGGUCUAGGAAAUUGACUCGUGACCAGAGCAAUCCUGUAAAAGGCUUUCCCAAGUCUGAGGGAGAGCUCAGCAACACAUUAUUACUUUUUAACAGUCAGGAGGAUGGUAUUGCUGUAUCUGAUGCAGAUACUUCACAGCUGGACUCACUGUGCCCCUCGAAUAUUGGUAUUGAUGCUCAGAAAAUUAAAUCAAGUCCAGAAAAAGAGAGAAAAAGUGAGAGAGAAGAAUCCACAAAACCCAAACUCACUGAUAAUGAAGUGUUUAAAGAUGAGCUUGUAGAGUGGACCUUGAAUAACCACAGACUUCCUAAUGAUGUUCAGUGUGCUAUGACUUCUGAAGUUCAAAAGGAGAGAGAUAGCAAGGAGAAUGAAAGUAACCCUUGUCAGUCGGUGUCUGAUGUGGAUGAAUUAUGUGGAAGUGCUGUUAAUAAGUUGGGUGCUCGUCGUUUUUCAAAUAUUACUAACUUUACUGUCAAGGGUUCCAACCCCUCUCAGUAUGAUUCUGAGCAUAUUGUGGAAUCAUUACAGAACUCUGAAAACCAGACCAGUAAUAUGUUAGUAGAAUCUUUCAAAGGGAAUUCAAUUGAUCUGUCAACUGUGAACAAGGAGUCUAUAUUCACUCUGUCAGAGCAUCAUUCAGGCUUAAAUAGUGCCACUGACAGUCAAGAAUUGAUCCCAGAGACUCAGCAAGAUUCCUUUUUUAGCACAGCAAGGAAUAAGAGUUUCAGAGGUACAAGACAGUCUUUACCAUUGGGAACUGAUUCAUACACUGAGGAAUCUCUAUGCCAGGUGUCUCAGCCCAAAAGGAGGGUGAGGCUGUCAAAAGUAGGUAACUCUUAUCGCAGAACACGUGCUGGCUUAAGGAAGCUCAACACAGGACUUGAAGAGGGAACCCUUACAUGCUCGGAACCAUUACUCUCUGUCAAAAAGCCUGUUGUCAAAAAGCUAUUUCACAGUCUGGAGGUCCAGGAUUUUGACCUCCCCGAUGAGGAAUAUGGUCAACUUAAAGAGAAAUUAAAAGCAGAGUCAUUGAGGAAAUUGCUUCUUCCAUCCCAGCAUAAUAUGUUUAACUGUGCUACGGAAACACAGGUGAAAACUGAGAAUGGGGAUAUAGGGAAAUGUGACAGCCCACAUUCACGAAACAGCAAACAAAAUGUAGAAAACUUUGAAGAACGCCGCCUACAAAAGAGUUUGGAUUGCAAGGAAAUCAACAGGACUGCAGAGAAAUCAGCAUCAGAUGAUGUCAUUUGUCCUUCUGAUCAGAAAACACCAAAAACUACAUCUAGCUAUAAACUAUCUUCCAGUGUUCUGCUGUCAACACCUUCCUGUACUCCACAGGUAGGGAGGGUCCACCAGUGUGAACAAGAUGCAAGUAGCCCUGUUUUUCCUUCGCUUGGCUUCACUCCUGCAUCAGGUUCUGCAAAACAUUCUCAAAACAGCUGUGGAAACCAGAACUCCUCCCAAACUGACAUACUGUCACAGAAUAAUGAUAGCAACUGUGAGGAAGGGUUACAAACGUCUGUUGAAGGAGAGGUGCCAUUAACGAAUGGAAAAGGCACUCUGUCUGCAAUGGAAUAUCCAGAAAAGGAGGAACAACCUACACAGUGCUGCCAUGUCAGUCAGUCAGAGGUGGUGAAUGAGGAUUGUGCUGUGGAAUGUCUUGAAGAGGAGAAUAAUGAUGCUUUGUCUUCUCUUCUUGGCAACCAGUUACAACAAAAGCUACAGAGGCCAACGUUGCAGCUAAUCUCCAAGAUACAGAAUCCAUCAACCUCCUGCAUUAUUGACUUAUGUACAGUAUUCUGGAUGGUGAAAGAUGCCAAAAUGUCAUGCAUUGCCUGUGCCUGUGAAACAGCAGUGUUCUUGUGGGCCCCACAACAGUUAAACCAGUGGACUAAUAUCCAUAUGUGGGUCUUUGAUAAAGUUCCUAUAAUUGAACUGAUCCCCAUUCCAGAUGCUGUGAACAUCCUGUGUGUGGCCUUUGGAAGCCUGGAAAUAAGGGAAGUCAAGGUAUUGCACUCUGUGGACAGAAACUGUUUGGAACACACCCUGCUGCAGACAGGAGAUAUUAAUGCAGUGCUUGGGUUACCUGGAAGGAGGCUGGUCUGCUCUUGUGGCACACUCCAGAGUCAGCACAUAGAAUUGAACAUCUUAUCCAAAGAAGGAAGGAGUGAACGACGUAUGCAGUUGGUCCCACCCAAUGAGAUGAUUCUGGCUUUCAGUGAAAUCAAAGGGGAGGCAGAAGCUUUGAUUGGAUCGACAAUAAUGAGCAAUGUUGUCAUUUGGAACUUAAAGACUGGACAUCUUCUGAAGAAAAUCCACUUAAGUGAAAGCUACCCAGGCACUGUCUGCCAGAAGGCCUAUUCAGAGUCUGGCUUAUUGUUCAUACUCCUCAGUCAUCGGUAUGUUGGCACUUGUGAUGGAUCUGGUGGAAAUGGAAUCUGUAUUUUAAGAAUGGUUGGUGUCAAUCCUAUGAAUGGUAAAAGUAAACCUGUCAUGUCAUAUAUGCUUCCACAGGAAUGCCAUGGAAGGUACCUUGUUGGAGGUGUGAAAGACCAGUCAAUUGCAGCAAUUGUAACCCCUGGAACCCUGAUUCUUUGGGAUGUACUUUCUGGCCACAUCUCGACCGUUCUACACCAUGGCCCCAAUGCAUUCUGGUCACUUUUCCACUGGGCAGAAGCCAAUUCCUGCCUCCUGGCCAGAAAGAAUGACCAAACUGUGUAUAUCUAUAAAUAUUUGGGAGCUGGAUUGAAUUAAGUAUAAUGGUAUUACUGCAUCACGAUUGAUGCAAGAAAGUAGCUUCAAAAUCUGUUUAUUUAUUUGAAACUUCUCACCUUAUCAGUUGAAUGAAAACACCAAAUAAUAUGUUUGUAGAACAAAACGUUGCAGUGCAAAGAUGAUUACUUUUGUUUCCUUUGUACUAUAUAAAGUUGUACUACAAUUUGUAUUGAUGUAUUGAACUGUUGUGUAGUGUCUGUUUAUUGCUAUUGGGGAAAGCCAGAAUAUGAAAUCUGGACAGGCCUAUUUCAACAAAAUGUUCAGAGGAUACCUGGUAUACAAUAUAAAAAAAAAUUACCUUUUGUACGUUUAGGUGAGCAUUAGACACACUUUUCUUUCCAAAUGUUCAGUUCUGGGUGAUUCAGGAAAAGCAUUGUGAACUUCCUGUGUCGUAGUUUUACACUGCACAGGUCAUUCUUACUCAUUUUCACAAUUUUUUUGUUAGUGGAAUUAGACCCUGAGAAUGUCAGGUUGGAAACAUUUGCAUUAUCUUCCCAUAUUGAAAGAUAUUAUUGUUAAUUUAGGAUUUACAGCUUUGAAGGAGUAAGGGGAAAUCAUCAAAUAGCUUGCUGUGAUCAUUUGAGUGUAAACAUAUGAAUAAGAACAGCAGUAAAUCACAGCUCUUUACCAGUAAUAAAAGAUAGUUGACCAGUCCAUUUUGUACAUAAACACUAAUUUGGAUAAGAAGUAAUGUCUUUCAUAAACUGUAUAAUAAACCAUGGUACAGAGUUCUUAUUUUGAAUGCUGCAAUGUUGCAUAGUAUCUGGCAGUCUGGAGCAGUUCCUCCUAUGGUAGUCAGCAAAACAGCUACCCGAGUUUUGAGCUUUUCAGUACCUACCUGCUCAAAGUGUUUGGAAUUCUUGUGUUACAGCUCACAAACUGUCUUCAUUCAUGUGGCCAGUCACCUUUGAUUGUGCAGCUGUCUACAACAGAUAUUGUUGAUCUAGGCAAAGAUUUGUAGCUGCAAUGUCAAUGAAAAGAACAUCAUUUAAAAUGUACCAAGAAAUGUGAGUAGAGUGUCUAGAAAACAUCCUUGCUUCCUCUCAUAUUAGAAAAUUAAUUAUCACUAGUCACAACUUACUAGUAGAACAGCAUAUGGUCAAAGCGUCAAGAACUCUAGUACACUUGAUCAAAAUGAAGUGAUCAUAGAACAAUCAAUAUGGAUAUAGGAACAGACAGAAACAUUGCAUGCAAGAAUAUAAGCAAGUACUUACCUGCAGUGAUUGCAGGCCCACCAGCCUAAAAGACUAGAUACGGAGGAUAUUGUUUGUCUUGUCAACAAAUUGGAAAUACGUUGUGGAUAGGUUGGGAUCUUCAAGCUGUUUGCAUUUAUUGAGAAUUGUCAUAACAUCUAUAGUGGUGUAUGAUUGGACAAUUCUGGUUGCAGGCCCCUGAAUUAAUACUUUGAGGGUGGAGAGGUACCAGCUUUUGAACAGGCAGUGAACUGUUGGAAGAAUGUUAAAGGAAAAAUCUGGAACUGUUCCCAGCUGCUGGUUUAAUCAGUUAGACUUAAGUUGGUUGUUGGUUCAAGUCCAUUUCAGAAAGCUCAGCUCAGAAAACUAUGCUGAUACUUGAGGCCUGAAGAACUGUUGACUUUUACAAGCGGUUUGAAACCAAGAACCUAAAUACUCCAUAAAAACCGAAAGAACUGCAGAUGCUGUGAUUCAGGAACAAAAACAAAGUUGCUGGAAAAUAGACUAAACGUUUUAUGUCCAGUGACCCUUCCUCAGAAGUUCUGAGGAAGGACCACUGAACCCGAAACGUUAAUUCUGUUUUUUUCCCUUCACAGAUGCUGCCAGACCUGCUGAGCUUUUCCAGCAACUUAGUUUCUGAACCUAAAUACUCCCUCAAGCAAAAAUAAAAGAUUCAAAAUUUGGUCUUUUAUGAGAUUCUGACUGGAGAUGAGACCCAGCUUGGAAAGAAUUACAAAAUGAAAAAUGUAAAUGCACUACAAACAAAGAAUAAUAAGAGGAAUUAUAACAAUAUUCUUUGAAACAAAAAGUAAAUUGUAAACACUAAAAACUUAAAUUCUGGAAAUACCGCGUCUAUGACUAUCUAAAACAAAUGCUUUGUAUUCAGCUUCAGUCCUUAUGUUUCGAAAAUGCUUUUUAAAAAAAAUUUAAAUCAAGCUCACUGUGUAACUAAGAUUACCUGAAUACAUACUAAAUCAUCCUCUGAUUUCUUUCACUCCUGUUUGUCAUGUUUUCAUAUCUUACAAUUGUUAUCUUGCAUCACUGGAUACAAUGUAUAAAAUAAGUCUGUUGGUGUUUUCAGCAAUAUAAUGAGUUUGUGCUUGUAAUGCUGCACUUUCGAGGGACAAGCCCCACAUGUAUUAAAGAUUUCUUCUUUGAGAUUACUGAUUUAUUGGGAUUUAAGGCAUGGUGGUUAGCACUGCUGCCUGACAGCACCAGGGACCUGGGUUCGAUUCCACUGAAGGGUGACUGCCUGUGUGGAGUUUGUACAUUCUCCCUGUGUCUGUGUGGGUUUCCUCUGGGUGCUCUGCUUUCUCCCUACAAUACAAAGAUGUGCAGUUUAGGGUGGCAUGGUGGCUCAGUGGUUAGCACUGUGAUCUCACAGCGCUAGGGACACAGGUUCAAUUCCAGCCACGGAUGACUCUGUCUGUGGAGUUUGCACAUUCUCCCCAUGUCUGUGUGGGUUUCCUCCGGGUGAUCCAGUUUCUUCCCACAGUUCAAAGAUGUGCAGGUUAAGUGGAUUGGCCAUGCUAAAAUGCCGAUAGUGCCCAGGGUGUUUAGGUUAGCUGGAUUAGACCUGGGAAAUGCAGGGAUGGAGGAAUAGGUCUAGAUGGGAUGGUCUUCAAAGGGGCGGUAUGGACAUGUUGGGUUGAAUAGCCUGUUUCCGCACUCCAGGAUUCUGAUUCUAUGAAAUAUAAAUGAGGACUUAGGCAAAGGGAUGAUUUGCUACAAAUUACACUUGUCUACCUAUUCAAAGCUUACAGCAUAGCUUGUUUGAAUUUUAGUCUAUACUUAAGAUUAGAAAAGGCUUUUUUUUAAAGUUUAGAAUCAUAACAAGAACAUUGAUUUAAUGCUACUGACAAAGGUACCAAGCAACUUUGCAAAAUUUGACACUGACCUAUGUUAAAUACUUAAGCUGGUGAGGAAGAUGUCUUUAAGGAUUGUAUUACUGCAGAAAAGUGUGGUUCGUAAGGAGAAAUUCUAGAUCUUAGUACCUCAGCAACAGAAACUCUGGCUACUAGUGGAAUGAUUAAAAUUUGAGAGGCAUUACAGCCCACAAUUAGAGGGAUACAGAAAUCUUGAACAAGUGAGCCCAACGCUGAGUUAUUAGAAUGUUUUUGCAAUAUGUGAAAUGGGUAGGGCACAUGGGUAUGAUUUAUAUUCGUAUUUGGAUUACAUCCUACCAGAUCAGACCUGUGAGUCUGACUGCGGUUAUGGGUAAAUUGUUGGAGGUGAUUAUAAAAGACAGGAUUUAUGACAUUUAGAGAGGCAAAAAUUGACUAGGGAUAGUCAGCAUGGCUUUAUGCGAGGAAAAUCGUGUCUCUCAAACAUUUGAUUUUUCUUGAGGAAGUUACCAAAAAGGUUGAUGAUGGCAGUGCAGUAGACAUUGUUUCUUUGGAAUUUAGUGAAGCCUUUGACAAAUUUCCACACGGUAGACUAAUUAGUGAAGUUAGGUCACAUGGGAUUCAGGAUGACCUUGCCAAUUGGAUACAUAAUUGGCUUAACGGCAGGAGACAGAGAAUAAUGAUGGAGGAUUGCUUUUCGAAUGGAGGUUUGUGACUAGUAGUGUUCCACAGGGAUUGGUUGUGGUUCUCUUUUGUUUGUCAUUUUUAUAAAUGAUUAGGCUGAGGAAGUAGAAGGCAUGGUUGGUAAGUUUGUGGAUGACAUCAAAAUUAGUGACAUUGUAAACAGUGAAGAAAGUUUUCCAAGAUUACAAAAGGAUCUUGAUUACAUGGGUCAUUGGACUGAAAAAUGGCAGAUGGAGUUCAAUCCAGAUAAAUGUGAGGUGCUGCUUUUGGUGCAACAAACAAGGCUAGACCUUAAUUAAUGGUAGGUUCUUGGGUAGCAUUGUUGAACGGGGGGAAGUAGGGGUGCAGGUACAUAAUUCUCUAAAGUUCGUAUCACACAUAGUCAGGAUUUUUAAAAAACUCAUUCUUGGGAUGAGUGUGCUACAGGAUAGGCAGCAUUAUUGUCCAUUCCUAAUUGCCCGGAAGGCAGAUGAGAGUCAACCAUAUUGCUGUGGGUCUGGAGUCAACAUGUAGGCCAGGCCAGGUAAGGAUGGCAAUUUCCUUCCCUAAGGGACAUUAGUGAACCAGAUGGAUUUUUCUGACAAUUGACAAUGGAUUCACGGUAAUCAUUAGAUUCUUAAUUUCAGACAUUUAUUAAAUUCAAAUUCUACUAUCUGCCAUGAUGUGAUUUGAAUCCAGGUCCCCAGAACGUUAUCUGGGUCUUUAGAUUAAUGGUCAAACAAUAAUACAACUAGACUAUCACCUCCCCAAAGCCGCUUGGCCUUUGAGUGUAGGAGUUGGGAUGUUAUUUUGAGGUUAGUACAAGACAUUGCUGAGGCCUCUUCUGGAAUAUUGUCUCCCAUUUAGUCACCCAGUUAUAGGAAUGAUAUUAUCAAGCUGGAGAGGGUUCAGAAGAGAUUUAUCAGGAUGUUGCUGGGUGUGGAAGGUUUGAGUUAUAAGGAAAGGCUGUAGAGGCUGGAAUAUCUUUCACUGGAGCGUAGGAGUUUGAUAAGUGACCAAAUUGAAGUUUAUAAAAUAGUGACAGAUAUAGAGCUGAUGGUCAUUGUCCUUUCCCUAAGAUGGGGAACCUCAAGCCUAGGGCACACACUUUUUGCAGAUGAGAGGAAAGAGAUUUCAAAAGAAGGCAAGAGGCAAAUUUCAAACACAGAGGGUCGUUUGCAUUUGGAAUGAACUUCCUGAGGAAGUGGUGGAUGCAGGUCCAAUUACAAUGUUUAAAAGACAUUUGGAUGGAUAUAUGAAUGGCAAAGGUUUGGAGGGAUAUCGGCCAGAAGCAAGCAAAUGGGACUAGUUUAGUUGGGAUUAUGUUCAGCAUGAACUGGUUGGACUGAGGGGUCUGUUUCUGUGCCCUAUGACUCUAUGAUUCUUAAGUAAUUUAUUGGAAGUUAAUAUACAUUUUAUUGUAACACAAGUUUCAGAAAUGUUUACUGAUAUCAACCAUUUACUCAGUUUCUUUUUAAGCUAAAUUCAAAUUCUAAAAACUACCAUGGCUAUUUUCCAAUCAUGUUGUCUGGAUUAUUUGUUGUGUUAUAAUAGCAUGCCCUUCAGCAUUACCCAAUGAACACAGAGAUCCAAGUAUAUUAAGUGAUACUUAGACCAUUCAAAUCAGGUCAUGCAUGCUUCGAACAGAGUUGAUCAAGGUAAUGUCUUUCACAAUCUCGGAAAUACCUGCAAAGCACUUCAGGAUGUUAAGUACUACUAGUGUAGUCACUGUUCUGGAGAAAACAGCAGUCUACCACACUGUUGAGAUUAAUGAAGGAUAUGAUGUUUGAUAGUUAAAUAUCAGGCCAGGAAGACAAAGAACAGCCCCCUUGUUUUUCUAGAAAUGAUGCUUUACAGCUGAAAGGGCAAAGAUCUCAGUUUACAUCUAAACCAGUGCACUUGGAUUUUGUAUUGGAAUUUUAGAACUUGGAGCCAUGACUCUGUCUCAGCAAACAUGAGGCACAGUUGAUACGUCAAGUUAAAAGGUUUGUGUGUACAGGUCAAUGCCUGCCAAAAGGUGAUGUUUUUAUAUAAAUAUGUUAUUCACAGGA